Molecule: messenger RNA, 1920 nt
Organism: Sclerotinia sclerotiorum 1980 UF-70
Lineage: Eukaryota; Fungi; Ascomycota; Leotiomycetes; Helotiales; Sclerotiniaceae
Exons: 4
Coding region: 1-1920 (639 amino acids)
Molecular function (GO): protein binding
Source: RefSeq, a predicted model, not a curated record
AUGAGCAAGGAAAUCUUGGGAAAGAGCUCCGAUUACACCUUCACCGCAAGUUACCCUUCGAUAUCGAACAAUGAGAAGCAUUGCGGCAACAGCAUGGCAUACGAAUCAUUGAAGCCAUCUUCAUCCCGAACAAUAGCGAAAGUGGUGUCGAAAGUGGUAUCGAAAGAUAGGAAGGAACUCAGCACAAGCAAACGACAGCAACGGUGGAUUGGAUUUUAUACCAAGACAGCUCUAUUAUCAAUUCUCGCGACUGCACCUCUUGCAAUUGCGGAUUGCAUCUCUCUUACCGGUUCUACACAAUGUCCUGCAUUUACUUCUGCUUCAGUUGAAACCAGCCUGACCGGGCUUUUCCCAUUUCUAUCCUAUGUUUCCGAUCGCGCUACUUUCGAUACUCAAUUAAGCGCAUAUGUCCAAACAAGCUAUGUGCAGUUAAAGUACCAGCAACUACUCGGAUGCGGAAAUAUAAAUCUUACAAACACAACAAACCUUUACGCUAGAUACACAACCACAGCUAUAUGUAAUUCUAUUAUCCAGAAUUCAAAAAAAUCAUGUAGUUUAUCGGAUACCCAAGCACCGCCGGUUUGUGCAGAUUCUUGCGCCCAAUUUGCGGAGAGCGAGUCGAUAAUAAUCUCUGAUGGACAACUCUGUUCAAGUCCUGGGGAUAAUGCUAUUUCUCAAAUUCGCGCCGAUUUCACAAAUUGCGCAUUACCAUCAGAUUCAUUAGCUGGAUCUUGUGUUGAAGGCUCCACCAAUGAACCGGAUAAUUGUGGAUUUGGAAAUAGUACGUUUGGAUUAUGUCAGUACUGUGGUACGGGUGGGCAAAAUAGUACGGAUACAUGCUGUUAUAAUUCAAAAGCAGAGACUCGUUGUGCUGGUAUAGUACUACCUACAAUCACAGGAUUCAUAAACUUCACCACAAGCACUGCCUCGGGAUCCGGAACAUCUACCCCAACUUCAUCUCCCACGGGAGCUGCCAGCUCUACAUCAAAGAAGGGAAUAUCUGGUGGUGCCAUUGCUGGUAUCGUUAUUGGAUCAUUAAUUGGUUUGGCUGCACUCGUCGCCUUAAUCUUUCUCAUUGCGUUGUGCUUGCGUAGACGACGUGGAAGUCAGCAUGGAAGUAUUCUCAAUCAACCGACACCGCCUAGAAAUAAGGGAAUGACAUACAAUCCUGUAGGUUCCAAUACUACACCGGAAGGGUACGAAGUACUCCCGGGGGGGCGGAUUGCCCGAAUGUCGGCACUUGAAGGACAUUCUCACUCCGCACAUUCUUCAUCUCCACACGACAGAGGUGCUUCGGCUGCUGGCGCUGUAUUAGGGGGGGCUGCCGGCUAUGCUGCCGGGCGACGACAUGAGCAUCAAUCUUCAUCGAGUGAAUUCGGAGAAAGUCCAAAUUCAGCUAUGCAAGGUGGAAUUUUGCGACCACCUCCGAAUAGACGAACUGCGUCACUUUCCAGUGGCUCGGUUCUUGGAAUUGACGAUCCUCAGACUCCUGGAAGUGUGUCAUCACCACAAGCCUUGGCGAGCAAUCAAUCUGAGCAGCUACCAUUCUUCAAAGACUACUAUUCUCAAGAUGAGAUUCACCCUGGUGAUAAAGUUGCAACGUUAUGGGCCUAUCAACCACGCGCCGGAGAUGAGUUUUCAUUAGAACGUGGUGAUAUGCUCAAGAUUGUCGGUAUUUGGGAUGAUGGAUGGGCUACUGGAGUCAUGAUUAAUGAGCGAGCGGAUGAAUGGGACGAGAAGCGUAAGAUGCAACGCGACAGUGGUGUUUCAAAUACAUCCGGACGAAAAGACCAAUCUCCAAACGUUAGUGGUGAGAUCAAAGCUUUUCCAUUGGUCUGUGUUUGUCUUCCGGAUCAUUGGAGAAGGACAAUCGACGGUGAUGGUUCAACGGACUCCGGUGGUCCACCAGGCCUUUCAUGA